AUGCCCAACAGCAGCUCCAUCAGCGAGUUCCUCCUGCUGGUGUUGGCAGACACGCGGCAGCUGCAGCUCCUGCACUUCUGGCUCUUGCUGGGCAUCUACCUGGCUGCCCUCCUGGGCAACGGCCUCAUCAGCACAGCCGUAGCCUGCCACCACCGCCUGCACAGCCCCAUGGACUUCUUCCUGCUCAACCUCGCCCUCCUCGACCUGGGCUGCAUCUCCACCACUCUCCCCAAAGCCAUGGCCAAUGCCCUCUGGGACACCAGGGACAUCUCCUGUGCAGGAUGUGCUGCUCAGGUCUUUUUCUUUUUGUUUUUGUUUUCAGCAGAGUAUUGCAUUCUCACCAUCAUGUCCUAUGACCGCUAUGUUGCCAUCUGCAAGCCCCUGCACUACAGGACCUUGAUGGACAGCAGAGCUUGUGCCACCAUGGCAGCAGCUGCCUGGGGCUCUGGGGUUCUCAAUGCUGUAUUACAAACUGUCAACACAUUUUCUGAGCCACUCUGCCAUGGCAAUGCUGUGGAUCAGUUCUUCUGUGAAAUCCCUCAGAUCCUCAAGCUCUCCUGCUCACAGUCCUACGUCAAAGAAAUUUGGCUUCUUGUGGUCAGUGCCUCUUUAGCCUUUGGGUGCUUUGCUUUCAUUGUUGUGUCAUAUGUGCAGAUCUUCAGGUGUGUGCUGAGGAUGCCCUCUGAGCAGGGACGGCACAAAGCCUUCUCCACGUGCCUCCCUCACCUGGCUGUAGUUUCCCUCUUUCUCAGCACUGCCAUGGUUGCCUACCUGAAGCCGCCCUCAGUUUCCUUCCCAUCCCUGGACCUGGUGGUGUCAUUUCUGUACUCAGUGGUUCCUCCAACACUGAACCCCAUUAUCUACAGCAUGAGGAACCAGGAGCUCAGGAAUGCAGUGAGGAAAAUGAUGUCAUGGUCACAUUUCAGCAGGGAUAAACUUCUCACCUGUCUCCACAAAUGACUCCCACUCUGUCCCAUAACACACCUAUAAC
Molecule: messenger RNA, 991 nt
Organism: Meleagris gallopavo (turkey)
Lineage: Eukaryota; Metazoa; Chordata; Aves; Galliformes; Phasianidae
Source: RefSeq, a predicted model, not a curated record